Molecule: messenger RNA, 1372 nt
Organism: Calypte anna (Anna's hummingbird)
Lineage: Eukaryota; Metazoa; Chordata; Aves; Apodiformes; Trochilidae
Gene: DAP3
Product: death associated protein 3
Exons: 13
Coding region: 128-1321 (397 amino acids)
Biological process (GO): apoptotic process
Cellular component (GO): mitochondrial ribosome; mitochondrial small ribosomal subunit
Molecular function (GO): structural constituent of ribosome
Source: RefSeq, a predicted model, not a curated record
AGCAGCCUCAGCCCGGAGCGUGGGGCGGAGCCUGCGGGGUUGUUUGGCCUCGCGGGGCACCCGUAGCGGCCUCGCGUCACCCGCGGCCUGGCGCGCGGCGGAUCCUGUCAGCGGGGCGGGCGAGAAAAUGCUAAGAAGUCUGAAAGGCCUCUUCUGCUCCCCUCUGAAGUUGGAGCAUGGAUUUGCCCUCCAUGCAGCAGCCAAGGAUUGCUUCAGUUCCCUUGCCAGUCAGGAUGCCCAAACUCUGCCAGAAAAACCCAGGGCAGUUUUCUACACCAGUGAGAGUGACCCGGCCAAGCACACGGAACACCACGAGGGGCGCCACUACAGCAUUCCUCUGGAGGAGCUGAAAGUUGUGUUUCCCCAGGGGCUGCCCCCUCGCUUCCAGCAGCAGAUUAAGACCUUCAAUGAAGCUUUUGUGAUGGUGAGAAAACCAGCCCUGGAACUUUUCACUUACCUGAAAAGCUCCAACUUUGCACACCCAGCUGUCAGAUAUGUGAUCUAUGGUGAGAAGGGAACAGGGAAGACCAUGACCUUGUGCCACGUUGUUCACUUCUGUGCCAGGCAAGGCUGGCUGGUGCUGCACGUCCCUGAUGCUCAUCUCUGGGUGAAAAACUGCAAGGAACUUCUGCAGUCUUCCUACAACAAAGACCGACUGGAUCAGCCUUUAGAAGCCUCUUCCUGGCUUAAGAACUUCAAAACCUCCAACGAGCGCUUCCUAAAAGAGAUAAAAACACAAAAAAAGUAUGUGUGGGGCAAACAAGAAAGCACAGAGGAGGGCAGACCAUUGGGUGAAGUGGUGGAACAGGGUUUGACUCGUGUGAAAAAUGCCAGUGAUGCUGUCGGGGUUGUGCUGAGGGAGCUGAAGCAGCAAAGUCAGCUCGGCUCCUUCCGACUCCUCGUGGCAGUGGACGGCGUUAACGCGCUCUGGGGAAGGACUACACUAAAGAAGGAAGACAAAAGUCCUGUUUCUCCAGAGGAGCUGACACUCGUGUACAACCUAAGGAAGAUGAUGAGGAACGAUUGGAAUGGAGGAGCCAUUGUGACCACCCUCAGCCAGACAGGUUCCCUCUUCAAGCCCAGCUCUGCCUAUUUGCCCCAGGAAUUGCUGGGCAAGGAGGGCUUCGACGCUCUGGAUCCCUUCGUUCCUAUCCCUGUCCCCAACUACAGCCCGCGGGAGUUCGAGAGCUGCUACAGUUACUACCUGGACCGCAAGUGGCUGCAGCACGAGAAAGCGCACACGGAGGACGGGAAGGAGGAGCUGCGGUUCCUGAGCGGCUCCAACCCGCGGCAGCUGGACCGGCUUGCGGGACCCCUCUAGCACAAUCAAUAAAUGCGGGAGCGCUGGCGGCUCCCGUGGUGUCUGUGUCGG